AUGCCGGAUGGAGCUCUGGGGUUCGUAGUUGCAGACGGCGAACCAGUGGCUGUUGUCAAGAUACUGCGCGAUGAAGCGUUACUCGCCGGGUCCAUCAUCUGCAUUCAAAUUCCUCAUCUCGAAUUGAUACCACAAGCAAUGCUUGCCAUGAUGAACGCCACAAUCCUGAACCUUGUACUGCUCAACACCGCUGGAUAUGCCUAUGAACCAGUCCUUGGUCGUUUGCAGAACACGACGGAAAUACCUUUUGAGGAAGAACUAUUGUUCUGGGACGACUCAAAGACGCCCAAAGAAUCAGAGGCCUACGACAGUAGUCUCAAGAUCAGAGAGAUUGUGAAACAGCUUGAAGAAAGCCAUGAGUCAAAUCUACAAGACAUCAUGCAGUUGAAGAGUUCAGUCGUUUUGGACCCUUCACAGGCAGCUUCGUUGGUAGCUGCCCUGAAACAACAACUGAGUCUUGUGCAAGGCCCACCUGGAACCGGCAAAUCGUUCAUUGGAGCUCUCGCAGCGAAAGUCUUGCAUGACCAUACCAACGAAAAGAUCUUGGUUGUCUGUCACACAAACCAGGCACUCGAUCAGUUCACGCAAGACAUUCGCAAAGUGGGCGUCAAGGAUUCGCAGAUUGUUAGGUUGGGUGGAGUGGAAAGAACGGACCCUGCUAACCACAAUCUCUUGCUUUCGUCUCUGAGGGUUGAUGGCGCGUAUCAUUCCAGUCGUGAUUCAAGAUCAUUUGUCAAGGACAUCGAGCGUCAGGUACUGGAUGAAUCUCGCCGCAUUGACGAUCUCUAUCGUGACUUCACAUCGCUGGACAGACUUCGUGAUUAUCUGGAUGAAUUGGCGCUGAAAGGUGAUCCAAAGUACAGUCAGGCGUUCGAGAUCAGCCUUGAACCUAAUGGCAACACACGUGUCACAGAAGAGGGCACAGCGGGUGACAGGCAUUACCUACUGCAGCGAUGGAUCGACGGUAAAGAUCCAGGCAUCUUUCCAGAGAAGAAAAAGUACACUGACGUAUGGGGUCUCCCGCCACAACAAAGGAAAGAGCAAUUAACUUUCUUGGAGAAGGCAGAAAAUCACGAUGACCUCCUAAGCCAGGCUCGUAAUGCGAACGGCCAGGUCACCGAACAAAUAAUCCGAAGCAAGAGGAUUAUCGCCUGCACAACCUCAGGAGCAGCGAAAUACCCACAAGUACUCUCCGAAGCCCCUGGCAUCAUCAUCGUCGAAGAAGCCGGUCAAGUACUAGAGAGCCAUAUCGUCACUGCCCUGAACCCGACUGCCAAACAGCUCAUCAUGAUCGGCGAUCACAAACAAUUACGUCCAUUUGGCUAUGAUCUCAAUCGUUCCAUGUUUGAGCGUUUGGUCCUCAAAGGAUAUCCUCAUCAAGUUCUUGCCCAGCAACAUCGUAUGAGACCCGAGAUCUCAGACCUGGUCAGGCAACUCACCUACCCCGAUCUCAUCGACGCACCAAAAACACAAAAUCGCCCAGAUUUGCGUGGGUUUUCUGACAAUGUCAUUUUCGUCAACCACGAUCAAUCAGAGGAUACAGCUGAAGAUCCGACGACCGUCAAUGUCAGAACCUCUAAACGCAACACUUAUGAAGCUGAGAUGGCAUUCAACACUGUGAAGUAUCUGUUACAGCAAAAUUAUCAUGCUAGCAGUAUUGUGGUGUUGACACCAUAUCUGGGCCAAUUGAAGAAGUUACACGAGGUGUUUGGGAGAGAAGUAGAGACUGUGCUUAGUGACUUUGACGUUAAAAACAUGGAAAAGAACGGGUUAAUCGAGGAUAGCACUGAAGUCGCUCAAAUCUCAAUCAACGAGCCAGUAGCAACAACCACGACUUAUGCCAAAGCAAACACCUCGACUACUACUUCUGCGCCAAAACCAAAGAUCCAGAUCUCCACCAUCGACAACUACCAAGGCCAAGAAAGCGAUAUCGUAGUCGCUUCUCUGGUAAGAAGCAACCCAGACCACGAUAUUGGCUUCUUAUCUAGCCCCGAACGUCUUAAUGUGCUACUCUCCCGUGCCCGCAACGCUUUAAUCCUCAUCGGCAACGCAGAAACCUUCAAAUCCGCUCAUACAGGCAAAGAAACACGGACACAGCUAUUUUCUCUGCUCGAAGAGGGCAAACAUAUCUAUCAAGGUGUCCCUAGGUAG
Molecule: messenger RNA, 2151 nt
Organism: Aureobasidium musti
Lineage: Eukaryota; Fungi; Ascomycota; Dothideomycetes; Dothideales; Saccotheciaceae
Source: the annotation of a GenBank genome assembly